Molecule: messenger RNA, 3354 nt
Organism: Megalobrama amblycephala (Wuchang bream)
Lineage: Eukaryota; Metazoa; Chordata; Actinopteri; Cypriniformes; Xenocyprididae
Gene: gabpb2b
Product: GA binding protein transcription factor subunit beta 2b
Exons: 8
Coding region: 211-1470 (419 amino acids)
Biological process (GO): positive regulation of transcription by RNA polymerase II
Cellular component (GO): nucleus
Molecular function (GO): protein binding; transcription cis-regulatory region binding
Source: RefSeq, a predicted model, not a curated record
CAAAGAAGAACCAAUCAAAUAUUUCUACUUCCGGUACCGUUCGUGCGCCAUCUUUGACGAUACAUAGCCCAUGUAUGUUAUUUUUGUUUUCAAAAGUAUCGAAAAGUAUGAUAGAACACUAAAGCGCAUUAAACGAAGCAUACGUCUGGUUUUUACCGUAUCUAACGUGUUAUAAUUCAGUAAAAGUCUUCGGGAAACAUUUUUGGCAAGAUGUCGCUUGUGGAUUUGGGAAAGCGUUUGUUGGAGGCAGCGCGCAAAGGACAGGAUGAUGAAGUGAGGUCACUUAUGGCCAACGGAGCUCCUUUUACUACAGACUGGCUGGGAACCUCGCCACUUCAUUUAGCAGCACAAUAUGGGCACUACUCCACCGCUGAGGUGCUUCUCCGUGCCGGCGUUAGUAGAGAUGCCCGCACUAAAGUGGAUCGGACCCCCCUCCACAUGGCUGCGGCAGAGGGCCACUCGAGCAUUGUUGAAUUAUUGGUCAAGAGUGGAGCAGACAUCAAUGCCAAAGACAUGCUGAAAAUGACCGCCUUGCACUGGGCUACGGAACAUGGGCACAGGGGGGUCGUGGAGCUAUUAAUCAAAUACGGUGCUGAUACUCAUGCCCUCAGCAAGUUUGACAAGACGCCUUUUAACAUUGCAGUAGACCGAGGAAACACUGAGCUGAUGCUCUUGUUACAGGAGGGAAUGCAGAACCAAGUGAACAUGAAUCCAGAAAGGACAAUCCUAAGCAGCACAUCACCCGCCUCUGCCAGCCCUCAGUUCAUCAUCUCCUCCUCUGGAGUGGUCAAUCUCUCUGAUAUUGUUCUUACCAAUGCUAAGGCUAACACAGGAGCUUCAGACAGUUUGAUUGCUGCUGAUUCAGUGGAUUCUGCCAUCCAGCAUCUUGUAGGGGAAGAUGGCCAGAGAGUCAUCACCAUAGUAACUGACCAACAGGGAAACCUGCAGCCUGGCAACUUGGGACAGAAAUUCUUUGUCACAAUGCAGGGGCAGCAAAUGGUCGCAGUGCCCGCGGGUCAGAUAGCAGAAGAAAUCGUAACAGAGGACCCCAAACCGGUUCCAUCGCGGAAGCGGAAAUUCGAAUCAACCGUCAACCACACAGAUGUCAAACAUAAGGAACCCGAUGAGAAGGACAGUAGGGAAUUACUGGAACAGCAACUGAAAGAGGCAAACAGAAAAGCCCAGGAAUACCGACAGCAGUUACUAAGAAAGGAACAGGAAGCUGAGCAGUACAGGCUUAAACUAGAAGCCAUCGCCAACGGGCAGACCAAUGGCACCAGCACAGAGCCCCAAGAGGAAGUGGUGCUCCAGGAAGAGGAAGAGGAGGAGGUGGUCGGUGAAGAGGAAGUUGUCAUGUUGCCAGAAGGGGCCAUAAUCAUUAAAGAGGAACCCCUUGAUUCAACAGCGGGAGAAACAGUGACAUUAGUAGAGACGGCAGAUAUCACAGCCACUUCUGAGGGCACACCGUAGCAGUGAACCCAAAGACUCGAACACUCAGGAAUUACAUACACUCUUCUAGUCUGUGUACCUGGAGUGGCAUGUUGUAUUUAUUUAUUGUAAAUCAUAACCUUUUGUUUUAUCCUUUUUUUUUUUACUCGUAGCAUUCAGUUUCUGUACAGACCUCUACAAGGACGUAGCAUGAAUUAUAAAUAGGUGACCACAACGAUGCUGAGCUGCUCAGAUUGGCAGAAUAGGAAGAUCAGGUGUGUUCUUUUAACAUACAGUGGUGCAAGUCAUGUAAGUUUUAAUGAUGAUGCUUUCUAAUCAAGGCCUAUUAUGCAACUAUACUAUUAGUAUGCACGAUAGUGUACUUAAAGGAAUGUUCUGGGUUCAAUACACACCAUUUUGACUCGUCCCUUUCUAGUUUUAUUUUUUAAAAAUGCAAGUUGUGGUUAUAAUAAAAUAUAUUAUAAAAUAGCUUAAACGCUUGCAUUACUUAUUUGAGUUGCAAAGUCUAUUAUUUUAGUGUAAAUCAUUCUUUUUGAAGAUUUUUAGGUCCGUGAUCUUCUUGCGUAUUGUGCAGAAAUUAUUGGGUUUAGCAUCAUCAUGCUGUCCUUACAUCAAAGUUGAAUGUUAAUUGCCUGGCCCCGUGUCGUGCAAAAAAAAAAAAAAAAAAACUGAAGGACAAGUCACAUUGCAAAUGCUGUCAAUAUAGCUUAACUUGAACACGGAACAUUCCUGAAAUAGUGACAUGAGAGUGAAGGUUAACAGUAUAUCAUAUAAAGAACAAUACUAGACAUUAUUCAGAGAUGAGGACUGUUAUGUUAUGGCUUUGUGUGCCAUUGACUUGCUCCUGCAGUGCAAGGUGUCUUAUUGAUGCGGUCAGCAUUGGGUGAUGUGAUAAUCAAAGUAGCUAUGUAGUUACUUAAGCAGUUACUUUCAUGUUUUAUAUACUUUUAGCUGUUUAUAAAGAUAACUUACUCUUUUAAGAGUACAAGAUUGAGCAAAGGUUGUUUCACUUUUCUUUUCUUUUUUUAACCUAACAUCAUUUCCUUUGUUCUGUUAGACACUAAAUCACGAUUUGCAUUUCAAAGUUUUGUGCUCUAAAAAGUAUGCAACAUGUCUGUGCUUGCAUUCCAUGGCCUGGUCCUUGUCCAUGUGCCGAUUUCCCAGUUAGCAGCUUUUACAGUCAGUCUUUCAGUUAAGUUAUAUCAUCAGUUGUGUUGUUGAGUAUUUUUUUUUUUUAUGUCAGGUUUUAAAAUGUGAAUGAAUGUCAUAUGUAAUUUUAUGGAACUAGACCUUAAAUGCUCUAUAGAUUUCUUCCUCAUAGAAAAAUGGUUUUGCAUUAUCUUUGCUAUGUUUUUUAGGUGCACAACUGAUGAUUAACAUUCCAUGAAUUGAAUUUUAAGGGCUUGUAUCACCAUUAUUGUGCACAACAUAUUUUUACUCUGUACAUAUGCAAAUAUUUACAAUUUUCUUCCAUCUAAACCCAUGAAUAUUAAGAUUUAGAAGGACAUUAUACUAUUUAUUGAAUGGGUUAUUCACUUGGACAAGACCAUGUUUUUCCCUUAUAUUUUUCUUGCUUUUUAUGCAUUUAGAAUGUCAGUUGUAUAGGAUUUCAUCAGCAGUGCUUUAUAGGUAAAAUGUUUACACUUAUUUUGUUGCAAAGUUUGUUUGACUGGCAGAAUCACUCGUAUUUCAGUUUGAUGGAAGCAAAUGCAUAAGAGUUCUAACUUAAAGCAGACACAAGCACAUGAUACAUAACAUAGAUCAACAGUUUGUCCCUAAGAUUUCUUGUUUGUAUAUUUUUUACAUAUAUAUUUUUGUAAUGAAACACUAUUGGAGCCUGUCUUUAGUGCACUUGCAGCUGCAUUUUAUCUUUGGUCAAAAUAAAUAUUUCUGAGGUUUGGUAUA